Molecule: messenger RNA, 1879 nt
Organism: Tachysurus vachellii
Lineage: Eukaryota; Metazoa; Chordata; Actinopteri; Siluriformes; Bagridae
Exons: 12
Coding region: 254-1165 (303 amino acids)
Source: RefSeq, a predicted model, not a curated record
UAAAUAUUUCUCGCUAUAAUUAAUAUUUCUUGGGCAAACUCAUCUGAUGCCAUAGAUAACCACAGAAAUAAUAAGAAACAGUAAUAUUAUAUAGAGUUCUACAGAGCUUGAAUAGAGAACUGAGAGUGUGUAGGGUUAUUGGAAAGUGUGGAAGUGGUUUAGGUGGCAGUGUGCAGAGUUCAGACCGACGUCAGUCUUACAUGAAAAAGACGCUCUGGUGUAUGACCAUAAAAAUAUCUGUGUGGAUUUCAAAAUGAAGCCUGUUCUGAUCGCAGUGUUUUUUAUCAAUUUGUCCACCUCUAUUCAGGAAGAAAGUCAGGGCCGUUUACGUCCAGCGUAUAUUUACAAUGCUGGAGUGACCAAAGUGAAGGAAAGUGAAAACAUCACCUUUAAGUGCAGAAAUCCUAAUAAAACAGAAAGCGCAUUCCACAUGUACCUCUUCAAAAAUAAUGAGAAAUUCAAGAUGAACCGUAUUGAAGAUACAAAAAGUGACGAUACAGUAUUUCUCCUUACCAAUCUUACUGUAGAACAUUCUGGAUCGUACACAUGUCUUUACUCUGUAGAGAAACUCAGUGUCAUUAAGACAAAUGAAACAGGACUCAACUCUGUCUCACUUGAGGUUUGGGCAAGGAUUGAAAGUACAGAAACUUCAGUAACAAAAGGAGAAACAAAAGUAAACACCAGCUUUGUUCAAGUACAUGAAAAAGGUUUUGGUUUUUGGAGUUUGAUUAUCAGUGUAUCGGUUGCUGUGUCAGUGGUUCUGUUGGUUCUGUUGGGAUUGUGCUACUGUCGAAACAUUCUCUCUUUCAGGAUAUGUCAAGAUCCUGAUGUAAGAAACAAUCCAAACAAUGAGCAUUUCUACCAUGAGAUCGCAACAGAUACACACUACACUGUUGAAAAUGGAGUGCUACGCUUCAGUGAAGGUCCGGUGGAAGAUUUGGCUGACAACGUAAAUAAUCUAUACAGCAAAGUACAAAUGUUUGAAGUUCCUUUACAAGAUGAACAACCUGCGGACAAAUACAUGGAGUCAAAUAUAGAUGAAGUCUGUUACGACAGUGUAAAAGCUCCAUACGCUGCAAUACAGAAACGUAAAGUUAACGCAGGAGGUAAUGGACAUGAUGUGCUUGUGCCUUGUAAAAUAUCGUCAAUGAUGAGCAGCAGAUGAGGAGGCAAUGCAAAGCUUUAGUUAUGAAACCAAUGUGAUCUGCAGCCUGGAGAAGCACUGAGGUACAAAAGCCAGCAACCAAAACCACACAGGACAUCCAACCGAAGACCAGCUAACUGUUUUCACACACACCUUUUAUAGUGAAAGCGUCUCUUUGUGAAGAUAGAGACUUAACAUCGAGAAACGCUACGUUAUACAGUACAUAAACAGGAUGCAUUGUUCCAAACCACAAUGUAGAGGAGUAUUUUGUGUAGUAGAUCUGUACUGAGAUCUGCUGGUUUUUUUAAGAUAACACAGCAGAUAAUUGUUGUACUGUAUAAGUACACCAUCUUUAAUGUUUUAUUCUGUAACUUUCAUGAUAUAAUUCAAUUUUUCCUGGAUUUCAUGGAUUUGUGUCAUAUUUAAUUGACCGUUAGAUUAACUGAAACGUCAUAUGGAAUAAAAAAGUCAUUUGGAUAAGUACUGUAAAAUGUUACAUGUCUUUCAUUCACUGCAAAAAUAUGUUAAAUAUAAUCAAUAUAAAUAUUUUAUCUAUUAUUUUUUUUCCUAUAUAAUAUUACAAUAAUCCUCAUCUGAGAUUAUUUAACAUUUUUUCCUCAUUUUAUUUCUAUUAGCAGAUCAUCUGUUUAUUUCAGAAUAAAAGCAUUGUUAUCUGUCAGUAGAAUAAAAUCAUUUAAUGCUUGAAAUGAGCAGAAAAUCAUCAAGGACGAAUAA